Theileria orientalis strain Shintoku is the source of this 1548-nucleotide messenger RNA. RefSeq names its product nucleolar protein. The transcript is spliced from 7 exons. The record is from RefSeq and is a predicted model, not a curated record. Gene Ontology annotation, cellular component: nucleolus. Gene Ontology annotation, biological process: rRNA base methylation; maturation of LSU-rRNA. Gene Ontology annotation, molecular function: RNA binding; rRNA (cytosine-C5-)-methyltransferase activity. Bases 1 to 1548 code for a protein of 515 amino acids. NCBI's taxonomy places the organism in Eukaryota, Apicomplexa, Aconoidasida, Piroplasmida, Theileriidae.
AUGUUUCAUUUAGAUGGAGAUGAUGAGAAUGAUGUAGAAGAGUUGGUUUCGGAUACCGACUCUUCCGAAGAAAUUUCAGAAAAAGACGAAUUUGAAGAUUCUACAAACGUAGAUGAAGCCAGGGAUGAUUUGGAACUAAAAGAUAGUUUAUCAGAGAUAGAUAAGAGUGUAGAUGUCUCAGAUUUGUCAAGUGUAAAAGAAAGAAUAGAAAUAAUAUGUGGAAUACUAGUAAAAUGGAAAGCAGUAUCGGAAUCCUCAAAUGUUACAAGAAAAAGAGAAUCUUUUGUAUCGGAGCUUAAGCAACUAGUUACAAUAUAUUACGGAUAUUCGGAAGAAUUGUCAGACUAUUUUUUUAAGUUAUUUAAUCCAACAGAGGCAAUACAAUUCUUUGAGGCAAAUGAACAGCCAUUACCGGUGACAAUAAGAACAAAUACACUAAAGACAAAAAGAAAGGAGUUGGCUGUAGCACUGAUAAAUAGAGGAGCGAAUGUGGAUCCAAUAGGAGAUUGGACGAGAGAAGGGUUGGUGGUCCAUUCCUCAAAAGUGCCAAUUGGAGCGACGCCAGAGUAUUUGGGAGGACAUUAUAUGUUGCAAUCAGCAUCGUCACUGAUCCCCGUGCUGGCACUGGGACCAAAACAAAACGAAAAGGUGCUGGAUAUGUGUGCUGCGCCAGGAGGUAAGACGACGCACAUAGCACAAUUCAUGAAUAACACGGGAAUACUAUUCGCAAACGACGCAAAUAAGGAAAGGUGCAAGUCACUAGUGUCAAACAUACACAGAAUGGGAAUAUUUAACACAAUCGUAUCGAACUAUAGCGGAAACGAUCUGCUAAAAGUACUACCAAAAAUGGACAGAAUAUUACUGGACGCACCAUGCUCAGGACUGGGCGUGAUAUCGAGAGACCCCUCGAUAAAGGUGAAGAGGGGAAUGAAGGACCUGCAAAAAAACUCAAACCUCCAAAAACAGCUAUUAGCAACAUGUGUGCAAUUGGUGAAGCCAAAAGGAGUGAUAGUGUAUUCGACCUGUAGUUUGUCAAUAGAGGAAAACGAGCAGGUUAUAAACUAUAUUCUCAGCCACUACAAGUCAGUAAAGUUAGUACCACUGGGUAUCGAUAUUGGAUCAGAGGCGUUCUCAACCUUCAGGGGUAAAAAUUUCCACCCAUCAAUAGGCAAGUAUGCAAGGAGGUUCUAUCCACACAGGCAUAACUUGGACGGAUUUUUUGUGGCCAAAUUAGUUAAGUCGGAAUCAGACGAAGGAAAAAGUAGUAAAAAUGUGGCCAAAAAGGAAGUAAAUGAAACAUCGAAGAAGGAACCUUUGAAAAAAACCAAAAAGGUAAAAAGUGAAUCUAAAAAAAAUAAAAAGGCAGUAAAACGUACGAUUAAGAAGGGACUUAAGUCCAAGGUUAAAGGCGGUGAUAAGGAAGUUAAGUUUAAUGAUGCUGAUAAGGAAGUUAAGUUUAAAGGUGGUAAUGAUGCUGUAAAACGUACGAAUAAGAAGGGAUCUAGGUCUGAGCUUAAAGGUGGUAGGGAAGUGUCUGCUGCUACUUAG